Messenger RNA from Antechinus flavipes (yellow-footed antechinus), 8261 nucleotides. RefSeq names its product CD276 molecule (gene CD276). Lineage: Eukaryota; Metazoa; Chordata; Mammalia; Dasyuromorphia; Dasyuridae. The transcript is spliced from 8 exons. Bases 5908 to 6855 code for a protein of 315 amino acids. The record is from RefSeq and is a predicted model, not a curated record.
CAGCUAGACCACCUUCAUUUGAUUUUUUUUUUCAUUAAUUCCCUUGAGAUUCUCGACUUUUUAUUGUUCCAUAUGAAUUUUGUUGUUAUUUUUUCUAGAUCAUUAAAAUAUUUUCUUGGAAGUCUGAUUGGUAUAGCACUAAAUAAAUAGAUUAGUUUAGGGAGUAUUGUCAUCUUUAUUAUAUUCGCUCAGCCUAUCCAAGAGCACUUAAUAUUUUUCCAAUUAUUUAAGUCUGACUUUAUUUGUGUGGAAACUUUUUUGUAAUUUUGCUCAAAUAAUUCCUGACUUUCCUUUGGUAGGUAGAUUCCCAAAUAUUUUAUGCUAUCAACAGUUAUUUUGAAUGGAAUUUCUCUUUGUAUCUCUUGGAUUUUGUUGGUGGUGUAUAAAAAUGCUGAGGAUUUAUGGGGAUUUAUUUUGUAUCCUGCUACUUUGCUAAAAUUAUGAAUUAUUUCUAAUAGCUUUUUAGUAGAAUCUCUGGGGUUCUCUAGGUAUACCAUCAUAUCAUCUGCAAAGAGUGAUAGUUUGGUUUCAAGCUCACCCAUUUUAUAGAUAAGGAAACUGAGGCCAAGGAUGUGGAGUGACCUGACCAAUUUGGCACAGGUAGUAAUAGAGCUAGUUGGAAUUUGAACUCAAGUUCUGUGAUUCAGAUUCACCAUUCCUUCUACAUCCAUUUUUUGUUUCUUCGUGCUUUUCCUAGUACCCAGUGCUACCAUGGGGCCCAUGAACUUCAAUUCCCCUAGUCCUGGAUCUUCUAUUAUAGUCUUCCACAAGUCUGUUCUCUUUGUUACCCUAGAAAUAGGGCAGGAUUGGAGGUAAGAAGACUGGUUCAAAUCCCAGCUUUAUGACUUAUCACAGUUUCUGUAAGAUCUGGACUAACUUAUUUCUAUGAGCCCUAUUUUCUCAUCUGUAAAGAGACAGGGAGAGUAGGUAAUCUUGCAGGUCCCCUCCAUCCCAUGCUUCUGUCUGGCUUGGAGUAAGUCACUUCCUUCCAUUUUUUAUGUGCAAGGCAAUUGGGGUUAAGUGACGAUGUCUAGGAUAAUUAUUAAAUGUCAAGUAGGCUGAAUUUGAAUUCAGGUCCUUGACUCCAGAGCUAAUGCUCGAUCCACUGUACUAUUAAUUUCCGUUUCUUUAUGUUUAAUAUGAGGGCUGUUGGAUUAAAUGGCCUUGGAGGACUCUUCCAUCCUUAGGUUUGCACUCCACUUAUUCCCCUGAGAUGUUAAUGACUUAUCCAGUAGAAGUGGGGUAGUCAGCCUGGCUGGUGACUAGACUUCUGGGCUGCGCAUCUUAAUUUGGGAGUGAGGAGGCAUGGAUCGGCAUCUUGGCUCAGACACUCACUUUGGGAUCCUAGUCAAAUAACUAAACCUUUCAGAGCCAUUGUGAGCCAAGUGAUACCUACAUGGCAUUAUCAAUCAAGUGUUCCCCUGAUACUGGUGGUUGCAGUUCAAAAAAUAGGUCUAGAGAAUUUUUAUUGUCAUUUUUUAUUAUUAAACCAAUUCUUUAACCCAGAAAGAUGAUUCAUUGGCUAUCAUCAUAAUUGUGAAGAGAUUUCAGAGGCCAUGGAAGGACAAUGAGUGGAACAUUGUGUGAUGGGGCAGAAGUCCCAAUGAUAUAAACUGAGAUCUUUUGGGGAAAAAUGAUAUAAUUGUGUUCCCUUUAACCUUUUGGGAGGGGCCCUGAUACUGCAUUCCCCUUUUGGGGGAUGAGUGUUCCUAAGCUUCAAAAAAUGGGUUUAUUUAUACUAAGAAGACAACUUAAUAAGAAGACAGCUUUCUUAGUGGGCAAGGUCCUGUCAAGACUAUUUUAAAGAUUUGGGGUUCAGAAUUAUCUUUUAUCAGCCUUCUGAGGCCUUAUCGAGGUUUUCCCAGGCCAAACUGGGAGCAGUUUGAGGGACUAAUCCCCAAUUGAAUAGAAGGUGGUGGUUAUGCCCCUGGCCAAGAUCUCUAAUUGAAUAAGACCACUUAACUUGGGAAAGGUGUCUGGGAAAGAGGUUUGGGGCUCAGGAACACCCUUCCCCCAAAAAGGGGAAUGCAGUUUUAGGUACCCCCAAGGUUAAAGGGGACACAAUUUGCACCAUUUUUCCCCAAAAGAUUUAUUUACAUCAUUAGUACUUUUUACCUCAACCACUAAUUAAUCAGCAGGCAUUUAUGAAGGCACUGGGAUGCAGAUACAAAAAUUCCCUAUGUAUGAGUUUUCAUUCUUGAAGGAACUUGCUUAUAUAAGGGAUGUUUACUCAUUAUUCUCAUUCACCUACCUAAUGCAUCCAAUCAGGAUGGAAUACCUUGAUUUUUCUGUUUUUACAGUUCCUCUAGAAGAUUCCUUUCCUCUCUUCACACAGCCAUCUCUAGUUCAGACCCUCAUCACUUAUCACUUCAUUCAGUGCAGUGACUUCCCCACUGCACUGACACUUUUAGGGAUUUCCUCCUUCCGGUCCAUCUUCCCCACAGCUGCCAAAGGGAUAACCACAUCAUCCCCACUUCAACAUACUCCAGUGACUCCUCUUUGGUUGACUCUGGGACUCAGCAGAAACUUUAUUUGCCAUUUUGCAUUCUUCACAACCUGGCCUUCUCUAUCUUUUCAGCCUUCUUACACAUCUCCCAUCCCCACCCCGAUGUCCAAGUCUGCAAUCCCUCCAUACCCGCCCAACUUGUUUUUCAAACCAAUCCUUCACCUUCCUUUUCCAUGACUAUGUAUUGGCUUUCUCCUAGACCGUCUCUUAGAUUCCCUAGCUGUCUUCAAUUUGCUUGAAAUGUAACUUUCCUCCUUUAAGUCAUGUUUUAUCUACUCUGGAUAUAUCAUGUUUAUACUAAUGUAUACAUAUGAUGAUUCUCCCAUAAGAAUAUAGUCUUUGGACAUGGUAAUAACCUUUUCUUUUUCUAAGUAUCCUCAGUGUUUAGCACAGUGUCUGGCACAUAAUAAGAACUUAGGUGCUUCUUGUUCGAUUGAUUGAACCCAGCCCUGGACGAGAAACAUGGCUCUGAUGUGCAACAGGUCAAAGCAGUUUCCAAAUGCCAAGAGGACUAAUUUUCACUCUCACUCACAUUAAUUGGUAUAUUGGAAAGAACAUCAUAGUAGGAUUCAAGAGUCCCAGGAAAAGGCUUUGAAAUUUACUUAUUAGUUGUGUAACUGAACAAAUCACUCUACCGUUCUUGAACCUCCUUAUCCUCAUCAGUCAAAUAGACAAUCAUAAUAUACACGCAACACACUGGACAACAGGAUUGUUGUGAGGAAAGUCAAACUUUCACUGUAUGAAUUCAGCAAUUAUUUUAAUCAUGUAUGUCACCCUGAGGUUAUAUUGAAUAGGAUGAGAUAGUUUAGAAUUGGUCAUCUUAUAUAAGCUUUCAUUAUAUGAAUGAAUUCUUGGCUCUUUUCUCUAUAACAAAAAUCCCUAACUUGGGGUCAGUGAACUUUGCUUUUUAAAACAUAUUUUAAUAAAUGUAUUUCAAGAUAAUUACAAUCCUAUAUGUUUUAUUUAUUGCAUUUAAAACCUAUUGUGAGUAGUCUCUAGGUUUCAGUAGACACAAAUAAAUGGUCUACGACACAAACAACAUUAAGUAUCCUUGUCUUAUACCAACUUCUUGUUCUCAUCAGCUCCCAUGAGUUCAACUCUCAUCUCUAAAUGGAUGAAUCUCAGAUCUAUUUUCCUAAGUCCAGAGUCUCUUCUGAGAGCCCUGCGUCACAAACUGAUUAAUGGGCAUCUGCAACUGGAUCUCCCUACAGUAUAUCAAACUCCCUACAGUAUAUCAAAAUCAAGCUCAUUUUCUCCCCAGACCCAAACCCUCUCUUCCUCCUCACUUUCUGCUCUAUAAGGAUCUCACAACUUUUCUGCUUACUCAGAGUGCACCACCUCGGAGCUCUUUAUCCUUCAUCCUUCAUAUUCAAUCAGUUGUCACAUUUUGUUGAUCCUUUUUCCAUAAUACUUCUCCAUUCACACAGCCACUACUUCACUUGGGUCCCUAUGCUCUCAUCACCUCUCACCUGGACAGCAUCCUCUUAAUUAGCCAUCUUGAAUCAGGUUCCUCUCCUUGGCAAAUUGUCCUCUGUGGGUUCCAAUUAAUAUUCCUAAAGUACAGAAGUCAAUCCUCGGCUCAAGAAGUUCAAAUAACGCCCUCUUUAUCGAACUUGAGUUUAAAAUCCCUCCACUGCCUAGCUUUGGCUUUCCUGUCUAGAACUCAUUACUGUUAUUCUCUCUCAGAGAUGAGAGCCAAAACGUCCUACUUCUCCUACAGACACUGUACCUUAUUUCUGUACUUCCCUGUCCCUCCCUUCGGUUCCUUCUUCGCUCCUCUCUCCCUCACCCUCAUGGAAUCCCCGGACUCAGGUGCCAUCCUCUAUAGGAAGCCAGUUUUGAUCUCUCCCAGAAAUUAUUUUGUAUCCAGAGUUGUUUGUUUCUUUCUUUCUAGCUAUCCAUCCAAUUCAGGCUCUUUGAGGUCAGCCUCUUUCCUUAUUUGUCUUCUUGUACCAGUGGCUGCCAUAAUGUUUGGCAUUAGGUACUUAAUAGUCAUUGGAGAAAUAAGGAAACUGAGAAGCCAGUCGGGAAGUGACUUGCCCAAAACCACACAGGUGGUCCCUGGAUUUCAGACCCAACCCUUCUGAUGAUGUCUAUGGUGCCGCUUGUCACCUAGUACAAACUUUGGUUCCACAGAUAAGAAAAUCGGGAACUGGAGAGAGUAGCUCGGUCUGCACAUAGGCUGUCUCCUUUCCCCUUCCCUCCCACCCCCCACGAGAUACUGAAGGAGAAAAAAUAGAUUCAUGCUAAAAAAAAUUUAUAACCUUGAUUAUAGGCGGGCCAGUAAGGUUUAUCCAAACCAGAUGGCGGAGGGAGGGCGGGGGCGGCGUGGCGUCCUGCUCUUGGGACGGAACACGCAGAGUGGAGGUCUCUUCCCCGGCCAGGUGAAAGAAAGGGCAGCGGAGGUCAGGUGUGCCCGAGCCCUUCAGGUUGGCUUUGUGCAGGCCGGAGCUGGGGCUGAGACAGAGGGUGCAGGCCCCCCUCUCCCCUCCCCAGCCCAGCAGAGCUGCCGCUUUCGGGAGUUUGAGUAGACCCCGAGGUUGGGGUGGCCGGCCAGGCUUUCAGCCUUUUCCCAGGGGACUUCAGGCUUGGCCCAUCUCCUCCCCCAGGCAGGGAGUGUCCACGCUUGGGGGCUCCGGCCAGGAGGGAAAAUCCAGCCUCCAGGCCACUCCAUUUUUGGGCCUGCGGGGGCUGACGGUGACAUCAUUCCCAGCUGGCUUUCGGAGUCCUAGAUACUGUAUUGAUCUGAUUAUAGGCCCCUCAAAGAAAAAUGAGAUUUCAUUGCAAGAAAAGAAAAAAAAGCCCAAAAUGUUAUAUUGAAAAACACGCCGAUUAUAGAAAGUUUUCAACUUUUAUACAUGGUGUCUGGGAGGGGGAGGGAGUGAAGGGGAUGGGGUUGGGGAAGAGAAAAGUGCGCCCCAUACUCUGACUAAUAUGGUACUUCCCCCAGCCGUGGCAGCCCAGUCCCCCACCCCUUCCAGAGCCCCUGCUCUCCCCGCCCUCCCCGGGAGAGCCCGCCCGAGCCCGCCAGCAGCCCAGUUUCCUAGGUCAGCACCAGCCCGGCCCAGCCCAGCUCAGCCCAGCCCUCCCCAACGCGAUCCCUCCAUUCAUGUCUUGACUGCGGCGGGUCCGGGAUCGGCCCCCCACUUCCAGGACUCGGCCUGGCAGCCGAAGAUGCCGGCGGUUUCCCCAGCUCCAGCUCCUUCUCCCGACUCCCGGUAGACAAGGGGGUCGGACCCUGCGGGGUGCAGCUGGACUGAACCGCGCCUGGGCCCCGGGGGACCCUUCCGGGGAGCGGCUCGGGGCUGCUGCUGCUGCUUAGGAGAAGGAGGAGAGGGAGGCCCGGGCAGCCUGACUGGGUGUGGAUCCCGGCCUAGCCCAAGCCUCGCCUGGCCCAGAAGAUGCUGUGGCCAUGUGUCCUGGGCCCUGGAAUUGGAGUCUGGCUGCUGCUUAGCGUGACAGGUGCGGUGGAGAUCGUGGUCCCCGACGACCCGGUGGUGGCCAUGGUGGGCUUGGACGCCACCUUGCCUUGCUCCUUCCUGCCCGGGCCCAACUUCAGCCUGGCCCAGCUCAGCCUCAUCUGGCAGCUGACGGACACCAAGCGGCUGGUGCACAGCUUCAGCCGCGGCCAGGACCAGCUGGCCGACCAGGGCGGCUUCUACGCCAACCGCACCGCCCUCUUCUACGACCAGCUGGCGCGGGGCAACGUCUCCCUCCUGCUGCGCCGGGUGCGCAUCGCCGACGAGGGCAGCUUCACGUGCUUCGUGCAGGUCCAGCACUACGGCAGCGCCGCGGUCAGCCUGCAGGUGGCUGCACCCUAUUCCAAGCCCAGCAUGUCCCUGGAGCCCAGUAAGGACCUGAAGCCAGGAGACACAGUGACCAUCACCUGCUCCAGCUACGGUGGCUACCCAGAGGCUGAGGUGGUCUGGCGGGACGAUAUGGGGGCAGUUCUGACUGGCAACGUGACGACCUCCCAUCUGGCUAACUCUGAGGGGCUUUUUGAUGUGCUCAGUGUGCUGAGGGUCACAUUGGGGGCCAAUGGCACUUACAACUGCCUGGUGAGGAACACGGUGUUGCAAGAAGAGGCCUCCGGCUUUGUCAUCAUCACAGGUCAGGUGAUGACGUUCCCUCCCGAGGCCCUUUGGGUAACCGUGGGGCUUUCCGUCUGCCUCCUGGGGCUACUGGUGGCCCUCGCCUAUGUGUGCCGGAAGAAAAUAAAACAGAGCUGUGAGGAAGAGAAUGCUGGGGCUGAGGACCAGGAUGGGGACGGAGAAGGGUCCAAGACCGCUCUGCAGCCUCUGAAAAAUGUGGACAAUACAGAAGCAGAUGAAGGGCAAGAAAUCGCCUGACCCUGAAGGCUGGACGGUGUGUGGGGGGGAGGUGCAUCCCGAGGUCCUCCAGCCACGGACGCCCGCUCCGCCACUCACACUGCGGGGGGCUGGGCCCACCCUCUGCCUGAGAGCCUCGGGCUCCCCCGCGGACCCGCCACCCUGCUGCCUCUCUGCCCAGUGGGUACGAUACACACUCACCCCUGCUGCCUUACUUCUCUGGCGGACAGACAGACCAUCCACUGCCUUAUUUCUCCAGAAAUGAUACGUAGACCGCCCCGCUGUCUUAUUUCUCCGAUGGACACAAUAAUAAUAGCUCCUAUUCCUGUAAGUGUUCUAAGGUUUACAAAGUACUUUCUUCCCAACAAGCCCCAGGAGGCUGCGCAAAGAUCACCCCCAUUUUAGAGCCGAGAAGCCCGAGGUUCGGAGACAUCCUGCCGUCCACUCUCGUCCAGGGUCACAGAGACGCACUCGGCUGCCUUUUCCUCCGAGGGACCCCGUCCGCCGCCUGCCCCUGCCUCCCUCCUCUCCCGCCAAGCCCUGGUCGUUACCUCGUCCGCCCUUCAGAUGCGGACAGGGCUUUGGGAGCUUGCGCCCGGACCCCUCCCCUCCGUUCCCAGAGUCCUGCCCCACCCCGGGAGCUGCGUGCUGGUCACGCUGACUCUCUGGGAGCCCGGGCCGGGCAGGGCAGUGACCCCGGAGGAAGUGCAGCCUGAAUGUUGGGGUGAGCCGUGGGCCCGCCCUCCUGCCACCCCAACCCAUUCUGUGUACCCGGACCUCUGGCCUAACGCCCCGACAUUUUCUCAGUCUCCACACUCAUCCUCUACCUGACUUCCCCCUCGCCCCCACGCUUGAGCUCUGGUGCUGACCGGGAAACCAGCCAGGAAAGCUCCAAACCCUCUUCCCAAGUCGGCAGUGCCAGUCUCGGGCAGCAGGUGUCAGCCACGGGCCUUGAGCAGCAGCCAGGAGCCACACCUCUGGCCGCUCUCCGGCAGUGACGUCACCGGGGCAGCUUCUCCCUUGCCUGAAGGUCAGUGCCUUGUGCCCUGGCCGAGCAGAGAGCCAGCCUGUGGCAGCGCGGGCAUCUGGCCGGUCUGACUCUUCCUGUUUGCUUUAAGUACUCCGGGGUAGACUGGGGGUGGACAUUGCCCCGCUGUGGGGCUGGUGCUUCCCGGAGGAACAGCCACCAACAGGCGGCACUCCUCCGGCCUCAGGCUCCCUUUUCCCUCAAAGGUUUUGCCUUCUGCCCAGGGGCGGCCAGAGGCGAUGGUCUGCCCUUUUCUCCAGUUGGGCAGGAUGAGCCCCUGCUCAGGCCCAGCCCAGACAAGGGGAAGCAGGGGGUUUUCUAAUUUAAAUGCUGGAAUCUGGGACAUUUUGUACCUUGGUCAUGUGUUUUAGGAAAAAUAAAUGCUUUGUUUUUGUUGAAA